AUGGGAUUAAAUCCUCUAAAUGGCAUUCUUCCGAAAUCCAUUGGAAAUUUCUCCAGCUCUUUUGAAGGAAUGACUGCAAGUGCCUUCCAAAUUAAAGGAAUAAUUCCUAGAGAAAUUGGAAAUUUGAGCAACUUGAUUCUAUUGGCCCUAGGAAGUAAUGACUUUACAGGGUCGAUCCCGGCUAUAUUUGGACAGCUACUGAAACUCCAGUUGUUAGAAAUUGGUGGUACUGAAAUAAAAGGCGCGAUAACAAGCAAAUUUUGUGCUUUAACAAGCUUGAGUGAGUUAAGGUUGCACAGCAAUAAGUUUUCUGGAUCAAUUCCGAGCUGCUUUGGGAACCUUACUUCAUUGAGAAUACUCCUUUUAGAUAACAAUGCCUUAAGUUCCCAAAUCCCAUUGACUUUGUGGAACCUUAAGGAUAUCACUGUUCUGAUAUUGUCUUCUAAUAUUCUAACUGGUUCUCUACCUCCAGAAAUUGGCAACUUGAAACAUAUUACACAGUUGGACCUAUCGAAGAAUCACUUCACUGGUAACAUUCCAAACACAAUUGGGCAACUUCAGAACCUGGUUAACUUCUCAUUGUCAGAGAACAGACUACAAGGUCCUAUACCCGAAUCAUUUUCUGAUCUGAUAAGUUUGGAAUCCUUAGAUUUAUCGUGCAACAGUUUUUCUGGUGCAAUCCCCAAGUCAUUAGAGAAACUUUUGUAUCUUAAGUAUAUAAAUGUUUCUUUCAAUAGACUAAGUGGAGAAAUUCCAAGUGGAGGACCUUUUGCAAAUUUCACGUACAAAUCUUUCGUGCAGAAUGAUGGACUCUGUGGAGCACCUCGGUUCCAUGUCAGAACAUGUAGAAGCGCCAAAAAAUCUUGGAAGACAGAAAUUCUUCUAAAAUAUAUCGUACCACCAAUUGCCUCCGUGGUGGUUGCAAUGGCUUUUCUGGUUGGGCUGCUAAGAUGCAAAAAGAAAAGCAGGCAACUUCCAAUCCAAUGUGACUCACCACCUGGUGGAAAACACAGAAGGAUAUCACACCAAGAGAUUCUUUACUCAACAAACUACUUCAGCGAAGACAAUUUGAUCGGUAAGGGAGGCAUUGGUUCGGUAUACAAAGGGAUGUUCACUGAUGGGAUGGUGGCUGCUAUUAAGGUUUUCAACUUGGAGCAACGAGGUGCAUUCAAGAGUUUCGAUGCAGAGUGCCAAGUAAUGCGCAACAUUCGCCACAGAAAUCUUGUCAAAAUAAUCAACAGUUGCUCUAACCUCUAUUUCAAAGCCUUGGUGCUAGAGUAUAUGCCUAAUGGGAACCUUGACAAGUGGUUGUAUUCUCACAACUAUUGCUUGAAUAUUGUCCAGAGGUUGUGCAUCAUGAUAGAUGUUGCAUCUGCACUAGAGUACCUCUAUCACAGUUGCUCAACCCCUGUGGUGCAUUGCGACUUGAAGCCAAGCAACAUUCUAUUAGAUGAAGACAUGGUUGCACACGUAGGUGACUUCGGCAUAGCAAACCUCUUGAUGGAGAACCAGUCAAUGGCACAAACAAAGACAAUAGGCACCAUUGGGUACAUGGCACCAGAGUAUGGUUCGGCUGGGAUGGUCUCCGUUAUGGCGGAAGUUUACAAUUAUGGAAUUCUGUUGAUGGAAACAUUUACAAGAAAGAAGCCGAUAGAUGAUAUAUUUCGCGGAGAACUGAGUUUGAAGCAUUGGGUAUGCGAGUCUUUCUCUAGUGAAAUACUGGAGGUUGUAGAUGCUAAUUUACUAAGAGGAGAGGAAGAGAAUUUUGCUGCCAUAAAGAUUGUUUGUCAGCCCUCUUGGGAUUAG
Messenger RNA from Cornus florida, 1806 nucleotides. Its product is annotated as receptor kinase-like protein Xa21. The transcript has 2 exons. NCBI's taxonomy places the organism in Eukaryota, Viridiplantae, Streptophyta, Magnoliopsida, Cornales, Cornaceae. The record is from RefSeq and is a predicted model, not a curated record. Gene Ontology annotation, biological process: protein phosphorylation. Gene Ontology annotation, molecular function: protein binding; ATP binding; protein kinase activity. Bases 1 to 1806 code for a protein of 601 amino acids.